Ilex paraguariensis (yerba mate) is the source of this 219-nucleotide messenger RNA. NCBI's taxonomy places the organism in Eukaryota, Viridiplantae, Streptophyta, Magnoliopsida, Aquifoliales, Aquifoliaceae. The record is from the annotation of a GenBank genome assembly.
AUGGCAGCCAAUUUUUGGACUUCAUCACACUACAAAGAGCUUCUGGACCCGGAAAAGGUGGAUGUGUUGCAUCCAAUUGACAAGGAGAGGGGGAUCACCCUCGAAGAUUUCAAGCUCAUUAAGAUGCAUAUGGCCAAUUAUAUUGCGAGAUUGGCUCAAAAUGUGAAAGUGAGGCAAAGGUUUGACCUUAUUCGUAUUUGUUUACAAUUUUUGCAAUGA